This is a messenger RNA of Ictidomys tridecemlineatus (thirteen-lined ground squirrel), 5689 nucleotides long. Lineage: Eukaryota; Metazoa; Chordata; Mammalia; Rodentia; Sciuridae. The record is from RefSeq and is a predicted model, not a curated record.
CUUUCACUAUGAGAAAUGGCUUAACUCAUUUUUUCUUUCUUGGCAGAGCAAAUUCGAUUAAAGAAUAUCAGAAAAGUAUAUGGAAGAUGUAUGUGGUAUCGUUUAAGGUUGUUAAAACCCCAGCCAAAUAUUAUUCCUACAGUAAAGAAAAUAGUUCUACUUGCAGGAUGGGCAUUGUUCUUAUUCCUUACAUACAAAGUGUCCAAAACAGAUCGAGAAUAUCAAGAAUACAAUCCUUAUGAAGUAUUAAAUUUGGAUCCUGGAGCAACAGUAGCAGAAAUUAAGAAACAGUAUCGUUUGCUAUCACUUAAGUAUCAUCCAGAUAAAGGAGGCGAUGAAGUUAUGUUCAUGAGGAUAGCAAAAGCUUAUGCAGCUUUAACAGAUGAAGAGUCCCGAAAAAAUUGGGAAGAAUUUGGAAAUCCAGAUGGGCCUCAAGCCACAAGCUUUGGAAUUGCCCUGCCAGCUUGGAUAGUUGACCAGAAAAAUUCAAUUUUGGUUUUACUUGUAUAUGGAUUGGCAUUUAUGGUUAUCCUUCCAGUUGUUGUGGGUUCUUGGUGGUAUCGUUCAAUACGGUAUAGUGGAGACCAGAUUCUAAUACGCACAACACAGAUUUAUACAUACUUUGUUUAUAAAACCCGAAAUAUGGAUAUGAAACGUCUCAUCAUGGUUUUGGCUGGAGCUUCUGAAUUUGAUCCACAGUAUAAUAAAGAUGCUACAAGCAGACCAACAGAUAAUAUUCUAAUACCACAGCUGAUCAGAGAGAUUGGCAGCAUUAAUUUAAAGAAGAAUGAGCCUCCACUUACCUGUCCAUAUAGCCUGAAGGCCAGAGUUCUUUUACUGUCUCAUCUUGCUAGAAUGAAAAUUCCUGAGACCCUUGAAGAAGAUCAGCAAUUUAUGCUGAAAAAAUGCCCUGCUUUGCUUCAAGAAAUGGUUAAUGUAAUCUGCCAACUAAUAAUAAUGGCCAGGAGCCGUGAAGAAAGGGAGUUUCGUGCUCCAACUUUGGCAUCCUUAGAAAACUGCAUGAAGCUUUCCCAGAUGGCUGUUCAAGGCCUUCAACAAUUUAAAUCUCCUCUUCUGCAGCUCCCUCACAUUGAAGAGGACAAUCUUAGAAGAGUUUCUAAUCAUAAAAAGUAUAAAAUUAAAACUAUACAGGAUUUGGUGAGUUUAAAAGAAUCAGAUCGUCACAGUCUACUACACUUUCUUGAAGAUGAAAAAUAUGAAGAGGUCAUGGCUGUCCUUGGGAGUUUUCCCUUUGUGACAAUGGAUAUAAAAUCACAGGUAUUGGAUGAUGAAGAUAGCAACAACAUUACAGUAGGAUCUCUAGUCACAGUGUUGGUUAAAUUGACAAGGCAAACAAUGGCAGAAGUAUUUGAAAAGGAACAGUCCAUCUGUGUUGCAGAGGAACAGCCUGCAGAAGAACAGCCUGGGCAGCAGCAAGGUGAUGCUAAUAAGAACAAGACAAAAGGAGGAUGGCAGCAAAAGACAAAAGGACCCAAGAAAAUGGCUAAAUCAAAAAAAAAGAAGCCUUUGAAAAAAAAGCCUACACCUGUUCCUGUUCCAUUAUCACAGACAAAGCAACAGAAACAAAAGCAGGCAAAUGGAGUCGUUGGGAGUGAAUGUGGAGUGAAGGAGGAUGAAGAAGAAGUUUCUGACAAAGGCAGUGAUUCUGAAGAAGAAGAAACCAAUAGAGAUUCCCAGAGUGAGAAAGAUGAUGGUAGUGACAGAGAAUCUGAUAGAGAGCAGGAUGAAAAACAAAACAAAGACGAUGAAGCAGAGUGGCAAGAAUUACAACAGAGUAUACAGCGAAAGGAAAGAGCCCUACUGGAAACCAAAUCAAAAAUAACACAUCCUGUGUAUAGUCUUUACUUUCCUGAGGAAAAACAAGAAUGGUGGUGGCUUUAUAUUGCAGAUAGGAAGGAACAGACGUUAAUUUCUAUGCCAUAUCAUGUUUGUACACUAAAAGAUACAGAAGAGGUAGAAUUGAAGUUUCCUGCACCAGGAAAGCCUGGGAAUUAUCAGUACACAGUGUUUCUGAGGUCAGACUCCUAUAUGGGUUUGGAUCAAAUUAAACCAUUGAAGUUGGAAGUUCAUGAGGCUAAGCCUGUGCCAGAAAAUCACCCGCAGUGGGACACAGCAAUAGAGGGGGAUGAAGACCAGGAGGACAGCGAGGGCUUUGAAGAUAGCUUUGAGGAAGAAGAAGAGGAAGAGGAAGAUGAUGACUAAUCAGUACUAUGAGUGGACCACAGUGUUUGCACAUAUUUGCAAACUUUUGCUGUUUGGAAGUGUAUAAUAAACCAGAAACAGUGCAGAACCAAUAUCGAAGGAAGUGUUAGUUUCUUUACUAGAAAUGGUUGCAUAAAAUAACUAGGCAAUUGGCGGUGUCUUGGUAUGAUCUGGGGAAAAAAAAAGUUUAGGACGUUUAGGGCUUAUUAAAGUCUUUCAAGUAUGGGAUGGUGCAUUUAUUUCAUCUGCAAAUUAUAAUAAAUCCUUUGUUAUUAUAACUGUCCAAAGUGUGGGCUAUGUAUUAUCUGAUCAAUUUAUGGUCCCAGUAAAAGUCAAGGUACAUGAAAAUUUAUAAAUGAGCAACUUUUCUUUGUUCAGCUUUAGUUUUAGUAUGAUAAACAUCAUAUAUGUUCUAAGUAACAUCUCAAAUUUUGCCUUGAUAAGCUCUAUUACUCAUUUAUUGAUAUUUUGCAGGUGAUGAGACUAUAAUAGCUCCUUACGUGGAUUUAAGCCUUUUAUUUUCACCUUUCUUGGUCAUAGUUGGUAUUUUCUCACAUUCCACAUAAUAUAGAGGGCUACAUUUUGGGAUUUUGCUUUCUUAAUUGCCCAGCGUUAUUCGAGAGAUUAUAAAGAUGGCUUUUAAUGGCUUAAAGCAUUUUUAAGCCUCUAUCUUAGUAGAUCAGGGCAGGAUCUAAUUCUUUUGAUAAGCUAGCUAUAGGUCUAAAAGUAAUUGUGGGACCAUAUGUUCUCUGAUGUUGGUGGUUUAUGUUAUCAAACCUUUUUUAAAAGGUUCACUAUAAAAGCUGAACUACAUUCUUAGCUUUUAAUCUACCUGACUCUAUCAGAAGCCUUUUAAGGAAAAUAGUAUAACAUGCAAAGGAGGGAUCUUUUUGUAUUCAUUUUGGACUCCUGUUAAUAAAAUAGAAGUUUGACUCAUUUUAUGUUUGCUAUUGUCUUUGUCUUUUUAUUUUUAGAGAAAGGACAUAAAUAGGGUAAUCCAUUCUUUUUUUUUCAACUAAAAAUUUAAUAUGACUAAGUGACUGCUAUCUUUGUAUACCAUAGGAAAACCCCUGAGUGAGAGGAAUUUCCACUCACAUAGUACAACCAAAAGGGUUGUUCUUAAUAUAAAAUAGGUAUGUAUAUGUGAUGAAUCAUUGGGGUGAGAGGAGAAUUUUUAUUAUACUAGACAGGGAGGAAACAAGACUAUAAUAUUAUAAGAUCGAUUAUAAUAAUCCUCUCAUCAAAAUUUCCCCAGGCCAAAGUACUGUUGGAGUACUGUGACCUUGUUUAUUUAAAAGGUUGCUACUCUCCAUACAGAAUUACCAUUGUUAUUUUGUUACUAUAGUAGUUUGAAAUAAAAUUUGGAAAUUAGCAAAAGCACGAAUGGCUUUUGGUUCUAAAUUUAGAAUGCAAUACUUGCUGUCAAAUGGUCAGAGAAGUUUUUUCAUUAGAACUUUAUUAACCAGUCUAGGGAGCCCUCCUCUUGGCAGGCAGGAAGCUGUGCCACUGAAGAUUUGUUUCACAUUACAAUUAAGGGUGGGUUUACUUUUAAAAUCAGGUUUUGUGGUGAAGCUGCAGUGUGGGUUGAGGCAGCUGCUAGUAAUGCAAAUGAUGCAGGGAGUGCUUACUCGAGUAAAAGGAGAGAGAGAGGUCAGAGAAAGCAAAGUGGCAUAAGGUCAAGGACAUUGAGCAAAUAAGAUAAUGUUAGGGUUCACGUUUCCUAUACUUCUUGAAACAUACUUUUAAGAAAAGAAUUUAUUUUUUAGUGGUGAUUUUGCCUUAAGGAAGUUUUGCAGAAGUUCAUUGAAACAACUGACUGUUUGAAGAGGUGGAUUUCCCACCCUAAUAAGUCACCAUAAUGCAAAUAAAGCCUCACCUCCAUACUAAGAGAGGCUCACCAAUCAGUUUUCCUUUGCCCUUUCUUUGUGUGAUGUGUAUAAAUAUCCCAAUCAAAUAAAACCAAUUAAUGCAUACCUUAGGUACCUCUUUCCAUACUGCAGUAAUGGAAGAACGUUUGUAAUCUCCAGUAAGUCACUGAACUCCACAUCCCUUCUUUCUAUGGAAUGGGAUUAUAAUUUACCCCUAGAUUGUAUUUAAUCUCAUGGAAAUUUAUUAAAUGACGGUUCAUUUUCCUAUCAAAAAACAGUGACUUUAUCAACAAAAUAAAUGAGCAUCUAGAUGAAAACAAUGUGAACAGAAUGAAAUUGGUUAUUUUUGAAAUUAUUUAAAUCAUGAAUAUUUUAAUCUCUUUAAAUUGGUAAAGUAGCUAUUAAAACCAAAUACAGCCUUCCAGGAGACUUUAUUGCCACUAUUGAAAGCGUAAUCAGUGGUAAAUGUUUAGCAUUAUAAAAUUUGAUGUAGGCCCCCAUGUGUUUUCCAAUUAGAGAUCUCAAUCUCAAAGUUACUCAGAUUGCUGGGCAUGGUGGUGCACCCUGUAAUCCCAGUGGCUCCGGAGGCUGAGACCCGAGAAUCUCAAAUUCAAAGCCAGUCUUAGCAAAAGCGAGGUACUAAGCAACUCAGUGUCUCUAAAUAAAACAAAAUAGGGCUGGGGAUGUGACUUCGUGGUCAAGUGCCCCUGUAUUGCCCCUUCCCAAAAUUAGAUAUUCAUGCCCUCUAAAUUUUUAAAUUUAAUUGAGCACAUUGAACUAGUUUCUCCAUGUAGAGUAAUUCUUUGUGCUCUGCUAUACUUCUGCGCUGGGGGGUUGGAGCCAGGACAGGCUGCCAGCUGUACUAGCCACUUUGUGUUGGGAAGCAAGGGAGCAGAGACACCAACAUCUGAUAUGGAAACAGGUAGCAAGGCAUUAUUCUUGCCAUGAUGUUUUUCAGUCAUCCAAACUAUAUCCUGUAAUGUUCUUUAGUAGGAAUUGAUAUUUCAAAUGUAAUCCAACAUCUUACACAUUUUUAAGGGAUUGUUCAUUGGUCAUCAGGUGUUGACUGAGUUUCUAUGUACCUGUCUCUGUGUCUGGAUUCUGGGACUAUAAAAAUAAAGUCUGUGUUAAGAACUCACUGGUGUUCAGUCAGGCAGAUGGGUGGUAUGCCAUCUCAACCCAUUACCUUGGCUGGUAGCUGUUUGGAAUGCCUUUUUUGUUUUGUUUUUGUUUUUCCAUUACAGACAGAAGAAGUUAUUUGUUUUAGAGAUUUAUUGUUUAUUACUUUUUUUUUUUCAGGUAGGCAAACAUCACCCUUUGUUUUUAAAUGCUUCUUUAAAGAACUUUUCCUCUCACAUUCUGAUUCAGCUCCAUGAAUCCCCUAUUUAGUCUGCCUUAAAGUGAAACAAAGAUCAGUGAACCAUAACAUUACAUUUACUGUGUAAUGAUUAUUUCAGAUAUGUCUCAAGAAGUUAGCGCCAAGCAGCUUCACACAUUUAAACUUGAAGCUAGGGCUAUUUUGCAAAACUCUAGAGAAAAAAAAAAAAAGAUGUGAUCUUGUACAUUUUCCUGUAACAGAGCUAAAAACCCAAAUAACA